Pyrenophora tritici-repentis Pt-1C-BFP is the source of this 330-nucleotide messenger RNA. RefSeq lists its product as uncharacterized. The record is from RefSeq and is a predicted model, not a curated record. Lineage: Eukaryota; Fungi; Ascomycota; Dothideomycetes; Pleosporales; Pleosporaceae.
AUGGCCUCUCGAGAGCUUUACAGCAGCAAGAUCAGCGAAGACUUUCCAGCUCGAAGCUCGCCGCAGGAUUACUUCGCGGAGAGAUGCUGGAACCUGCAGUCUAGCGCCGCCGCAACACCGCACUCGAAGAAGACACCAGCUACAAUGGCAAGAGUACUCUUGUUUUCGGCCAGAGCACUGGGGGACCUUGUGGACGUCGAAAGUUACUACACGAAGCGCCUGUACGAAUCGUCAACCGUGGAAGUUUCAAGCGACGAAAUGAAUCGCACGCCAACUACAACUUGCGACAACAUUGGAGCUGGCUCGACCCGUCUUUGCGCAGGGUCAUAA